AUGACGUUCCGUUCCAGCAUCUUUGCAGACAGGCAGCACAUUACAAGCGACGACAGACACAGGCUCGAAGCUGGCAAAUCGGUGUCAGCUUCACAGAUCGCAGGCGACAGGUGCCUGCGAUGGUCUUCUUCCAAGGAGGUGGAAGCCUCUCCUUCCGGUCCUCGCGACGAAAGACUAUUCGUUUCUUUGAGAGGAGACCGUGGUUUUGCUGGUCUUGCUGACUUGAGGGCACAAUGCUCUCCCAGCAGCCGAUCCGUGCAGCCAGAGACCAGCUGGAAAGUUUCGAGGUCUGUCGUGAGCGCGCUUGAAGCUGGCUGGCGAGAAAGUUUUGCUCGAACGGACUUGCCGGGCGGUUCGUGCUCACCAAAUCCCUACGGUUCAACAGAACGAUCCCUGCCGAGUCUGUCGGGACAUCCGUCGGGUGUGGAAGUCGUGCUGGCAAAGCAAAGCCUGGUCGACAUUAUCAGGAACAGACACAAGGAUGCUGCGGGACCUGAUCAACAAGUCUCGCCACAUGCGGAGCAGACACCUUUCAGGAGCUCUUCCGGCUCAGAAGCCUUUGCACAGGAUCGCCGAAGUGCAAGUUCUGAACCACAGGACUUGCGCAUACGAGAUCCAGGCAGUCCGGCGACCAACUUUGAAGUGACAGGCCGGGACGAGGCGCCGGAGGCGGAGGGCGAGCGUCGGCUCGGCCAAGCGGGAGCCCUCCAGGCCGAAGCAUCGCAAAGUCCACCGACGCCUCGGCAGGUACGGAUCCAAGCCGACUCCCGGCAAGCCUACUCCCCUGAGGUGACAGAGGCUCUUCGUGAGCGUGUUGCGAUGUUGGAGACUUUAUUGGCAAAGGGCUCGCCUUUGAAGGUUGGCAAGGGACUUCCCCCUCCGAGACAAGACGAGGAAUCAUCCUCGCGAACACUGAGUGAGGACUCGGUAGCUGCGCGAAGUGCUCCAGUUCGCACUCCCGUAGCAAGCCAGCGCAGCCGAAGCGUGCGCAUUUCCAACCAGAGCAGUUGCUUUGACUCCAAAAGCGGUGGCGGAAGUCCACGCCAUGAGGCAUCCGACUCCAGCAAGCACAGUGUGGAAAAGACGGGGAAGGCGGACUCAGAAGGAACAUCCGACAUCGCUGAAGGUGAAGUAGCUCCAAAAUCAGCCGUGGAGCAAGGAGGAGCCAGUUCGAAGAGCGCACAGAAGGGCAAAGGGCCACCCCCUCCGAAAGGAGGCGCAAAGGGAGCUUUUUCAGCACCGCCGGCUCCCGGGAAGGGCAAGGUGAAAGGCAAGCCCGCUCCUCCGAAGGCUCCACCGCGAGCAGGAGCAAAGGCUGGGCUCACCAAGGAAGCACAUAAUCCGAGAAAGGCAGAGAUUCAGCCACGACUUCCCAUGAAAAAGCUCUUCUGGAACGCUUUCGUGCUGGACGACGAGCACCUCCGAAGCUGUGAAAAUGUAUGGGCAGCAAUCGAGAAGGAGAAUGCAGACCUCUACAGCUUCGACGUGCAGGAGCUGGAACAGCUUUUUUCGGAAACGUCGUCUCGCUCUGGAGUGCAAACUCCCGUGUCACACGGUGUGCUUAACGAAACUUUGCAAGUGCAAGCUACCGCGUACUCUGCAGUACGCAGCGAAGGCAUACGGACAGGUGCGUUGUUAUGCGAGGUCCUAGAAUGCCAAGGGGAGUGGUGUGGUAUGAUGCUGUUGGGCAGUGCCAUGGAGGCAGCUCAGCGGUGCACCGACGAACCAGACUCAGAGCAAGAGUGUUUGAGGAAUCCCGCCGUCGACAGAUGGAAGCGGCGGAAAUGCGCCCUGCGAACCGUGACCCAGGUCAAAGCGAUCCAUGACAUGGAUGAUGAUUGCUUGGACAAGGUGGAGCUUCUCCUGGCGACAGCACCUACUGCAGAAGAGCUUACCAUGCUUCAUGCUGCAGCGAAGGAGAUGCCUGAGAAGGCUUCCCUGCCCUGGGAUGAUGCUGAAGAUUUUGUGUGGAAACUUGCCGAGGUGGGACACUUCCUAGUAAGACUCCAGACAUGGUCCUUUGAGAAUGCCUUCGAAGAGCGCUUUCACAUCUUCCACUCGGCCGUGACGGAAGUCAAGGAUGCGUGCCAUGCGCUAAGAGAUUCGCACAGGAUUCCAAGGCUGCUGGGCAUCACUCUUAAUGUGGGCAAUUACUUGAAUGCCGGAACAUCUCGAGGCAGAGCCGAUGGUUUCUCUGUCGAGGUUUUGUCUCAGAUGCGGGCAUUGAAGGGCCAGGCAGCAUCGUCCAGCUCUGCGAGCACAUUGCUGGACUUCGUGGUACGUCAAGCAGAACGCAGCAGGCCAGGCGAGCUUCUUCAGCUGUUUGGCGAAGUUGGUGAGGCAACGCUGGUUCAGAGAGCGUUCCGUCACAAUCUGAAGGAGCUGUCCUUGGAGUUGACUGCCUAUUGCGUCCAGGCCCGUGGCCUGGCAAGGCAGUCUUCCAACGGUGAUGAUGUUCUCAAAGCUCGAGCAGGAAAGGUGGAGGCUCACUUGAGAGAUUUGGAAACUUUGCAAAGGCUGUUCGUAGAAGCCGAGGAAGACUUCAACAGUGUUAGCGACACAGCCUCAGCGUUCGUUCGGGAUGUUUGCACGUUGCGUGGUUCCACGAAGGCUCUGGAAAGAAGCCGGUCUGCCAAUGCCAAUCCUGCCCAUCUCCUCUGGCAAGAGCGUGUGGACAAGGAGAGGAAGCUGGCCAAGAGGCAGAUCAUGAAGCAGCUUGUCCUGGAUGGCGAGGAGCAGAGGGACGCAGAGCCGGAAGCACCGCCAUUGCACGAUUUGCAUCAGUGCAUGUCCUUGCCGGCUCUAGGAGCAUCGAGCUUCACACCCAUGCUUCCGAAGAUUGGGACUUCGGCGUCCAGAAGCAUGACAGGUAGGCGACCUGGCAGCACC
Molecule: messenger RNA, 2889 nt
Organism: Symbiodinium sp. CCMP2456
Lineage: Eukaryota; Dinophyceae; Suessiales; Symbiodiniaceae
Source: the annotation of a GenBank genome assembly